Lycium ferocissimum is the source of this 1990-nucleotide messenger RNA. RefSeq names its product probable polygalacturonase At3g15720. The transcript is spliced from 8 exons. Gene Ontology annotation, biological process: carbohydrate metabolic process. Lineage: Eukaryota; Viridiplantae; Streptophyta; Magnoliopsida; Solanales; Solanaceae. Gene Ontology annotation, molecular function: polygalacturonase activity. The coding region runs from base 445 to 1794 and encodes 449 amino acids. The record is from RefSeq and is a predicted model, not a curated record.
ACCCUCCAUUUUGGUCAUUUUUUCCUCACGUGGUACGCUACACUUAUAUAGUAGUUCAAUUAAAUCCUGGACUUAGAUUUUUAAUUGCUUCCUAGUUUGUGUCACGUUUGAAUUAAAGUACGACAUGAACUAGUUUUAGAACACUUCUAUAGCAGUUCAAUUAAAUCCUGGACUUAGAUUAUCAAUUGCUUCCUAGUUUGUGUCACUUUUGAAUUAAAGUACGAUAUGGACUAGUUUUAGUACACUUCUAUUGUAGUUCAAUAAUUCAAUUAAAACUCCUGGACUUGUUUCAAUUGCUUCCUAGUAUGUGCCACGUUUGAAUUAAAAGUGCUAAAAGUGCGACAUGGACUAGUUUUACUACGAUAAUAACACUUGGGAAUUAGAUAAGUCCUAGAAUUGCAUGCAUUAUCAGUGUAAACUUAGGUUACUGGCUAGUACUUAUCUAUGAUCACACUACAAGCUCUCCUUAAUUUUCUGAAUUUCCAUAAGAUGAAGAUUUUAAUCUCAUUCUUUCUUGCUCUGCUUCUGCCUUCGCCAAUUUUUUCAAGACCUGAUUCUCCAGUGUUUAAUGUUCUUGAUUAUGGUGCAGUUGGAGAUGGCUCGACCGACUCAACCAGUGCUUUCAACAGAACAUGGGGAGCAACAUGCACAUCUUCUUCUUCUCCGACAAUGUACGUUCCUUCUGGCAAUACGUUCUUGCUUCAUCAGUUGAAAUUGAGCGGACCUUGUGCAUCCCCAAGUGUCACCAUCGAGAUAAAUGGAAAUAUAGUAGCACCAAGUGAACCCUCAGAAUGGAGGUGUAUGUCCAAUCGUUGUGAUAAAUGGAUUUCUUUUAAACAUGUUAACGGCCUUACAGUACGUGGGAGUGGAAUAAUUAGUGGUCACGGACACAAAUGGUGGGAUGUUAAUGUAAGUCAAUUGAGUAGUUUUGUUUUUGUUAGGUUGAUGAAAAAUAUUUUAAGGUUACUAGUGUUUUACAUUGGUUUGAAGCUUCAUUCUAGGUUUCUAACAGCUUUUAUUACCUCUAUAUAUUUUCAGGACCGCAUGAAACCAACUGCUUUCGAAAUUUCACAUUCCAAAAACAUUAGUCUAAGCGGGCUGAGCUUUAAGGACAAUCCUCGGGUGCAUGUCAAUAUUGAGAGCUCGGAAUCUGCAAGAGUCUCAAACAUAACCAUAGAUGCCCCAGCAAAAAGUCCUAAUACUGAUGGUAUUCAUGUUUCAGACAGCAGAGAUGUUUCCAUUAAUAAUUGCCGAAUUGGAACUGGAGAUGAUUGUAUCUCAAUCGUUGAUGGAUGUUCCAAUCUGAAAAUCAGCAACAUAAUAUGUGGACCAGGGCAUGGUAUAAGUAUUGGAAGUCUAGGCAAGCAUGGAUCUAAUGACAAUGUAGAAAAUAUUGUUGUCAGUGACGUCGUGUUCAUAAAAUCUACAAAUGGUGCUCGUAUAAAGACGUGGCAGGGAGGCCAAGGGCAUGCUAGGAAUAUCAUUUUUGAGAGAAUAUUGUCACAAGAUUCUUAUAACCCUAUUAUUAUUGAUCAGUUCUAUUGUGAUCAUGAACAGUGUACUGAACAUGAUUCAGCAGUAAAGGUUAGUGAUAUUAUUUUUAGACAGAUAGUUGGAACCUCCAAAGGUGAGUAUGCCGUGAAGUUGGAUUGCAGUGCGUCAGUUCCCUGCACGGGUAUAUUAAUGGAGGAUGUAUACAUCCGCUCCUCAGGUUCCAAAGAUAAGGCUAGAUCAUAUACUAGUAAUGCACGAGGACUAGUUAGGGGUCAAAACAUUCCUCACACCCGCCUUUGAGAAUCAGGGGCAUAAAUUGCGAGAUUAACUUCAAGUUUCCACUACAACUGAUUUACGCCUGAAUUCAUCAUAUAGCAUUGUUUAUCAAUAGUGGUUUCAGCAAUUGUAUGUUCCUGAUGCUAAUGUAGUAGUACUAAUUAGUUCUGGAAUGACAAUUCACAUAUCCCAGUGGACUAAUUCCUGCUUAGUGUGGAAG